UCCAGUUUCACCCACCAUUGAGUAACAUCAACAUAGUAACCCGGGAAAGGUAAUCUUAGAGGCGGGUAGCGACAUUUAUUUCUGGGAAUCCCACAGCUGACUUUCAUACGUAGUUACCUAGAAAAACACGGAAGCAAAAACAAUGGGUGCAUGUCGGUAGAAAAAGUUGCUAGCUUAGUUGGCUCAACUGCUAGCUAACAUUGGUUUGCUAACGUUAGCUGGCUAACGUUAGCAAACAGACAGCUGAGGGAAACUGAGGGAGAAGUCUUACAAGUUUGGAUAUUCCUACCACCAAGACAACGGGAUUAAUGUGGAUAUCAAGGCACGCCAGGUCGUUUUCCUGAAGCUGCAGGUGAGAGAUGAGGAGCAGCAGGACGACAGAGGUUUCUCUGAAAAGCUCUGCUCAGCAGCUCACUGAUCACAGUACUGGCACAGAUCUGACAGCUGCAUGGAAGAGUUUGGCUCAGUCCAAAGCUGCUUUGCGGCACAUAGAAAACCGCCUGCAGGCAACUCCUGGUACAGGGGUUCUUCUGGAGUCUGUGGUGGACCCUCCCAAGAAGAAAUCUUCACGCACAGUUCGCCAAAGGGAUGGACAACGAGCUGAUGACAAUGGAGGGUCUUCAAAGCGCAGGGGACGUAGUCAGCAGAGUCCAGAAAAAAGCAGCUCUCGAAGCCCUCUGAGAAAUACCACCCAGGACAACAAUGUCCACAGAAACAACAGUGUGGAGUUCAGGGAGCCACUGACCUCCUGCAGAGAGGCCACCCCUCCGCCACAUCCCUCCUCUCAGCUGGAGGCCUACAGUCUGCAGUCAGUGCCAGGGUCUUCGCACCCUUCCUCUCCGCCUUCCUCAGAUCCUCUGCUCAGCCAGCUUGUCUACCAGAGAGAUACCAGGGACAAACAGACAGACAGGGACUUGGACAGCACACACUCCUCAGCUCUGGAGAGCACAGAGGUCCGCUACCUCAAUGACCAGCCAGCCCUGGUCACCUCGAGGACUACUGUGAACCAGUCACAGCCCCCAGGUGUACAGGGAGCUGAGGAGGACAGAACCCCCAAAGCACAGCCUGGAAUGGACAGCCAAGAAUCAAGCCUGUGUGCCACUCCAGCUCCGGGCUCUGGAAGGCGGGCAGAGAGCACCCCCUCCAGCAGCCCUGGCUCAGCUUCCCAGCGGCUGGAGAAUUUAAGGCGACAUCAGCCUGAUGAUAAGCUGGAGAAGCUCAAAGAGCGAAUACGCAGGCAAAGACAACAUCUGGAGGAGGCUGCACAGAGAGAGAGACUGCUGGGUCAUCUGGAGCAGCCCAUUAUGGUCACUGUGGGGAGUAACAGCAGUGAUGGAAACAUGCCCACAGCCAAAAUACGGAAAGUGGCAGCUGCACCGCCUGCACCAAUAUACAAAGGUUUCAACAGUACUGAGACAAAGAUCCAAACUCCUGAUGGGAAAGUUUGGAAUGAGGAGGAUUUUCAUAACCUCAGCAGAGAAAUCUAUCGAGAUCUAUCUCGGCAAUUUGCUGAAACCACCAGAUCAAGAAAUCAUCAGCAGCGAGACCAGAGAGCAGACCGGUCCAAAGAGAGAAAGUCUUCCAACCCAGUCAGGAAGGUCCACAAAGCUGCCCCUUCUUUCGACCUAAAUGCAAAAGCAGUGAUAAGCCCUACAUCGUGGCGUGAGGGCCAAAAGCUUGUGAAGAUGGUACUGGGUCCAGUUCCCAAGCUUCCCAGAGAGGAUAGACAGCAGCCUGCUGAUGGACUGAGCAGAACAGCUCCCCAUCAUCGUUCCAGUUCAGACCCACGCUCCGAUGCAAAACCAAGGUCUCGCCCCAACAACAAAGAAAGGCCUCAGAGUGGUUUCCAGGGGCAACCCAAAAGCCGUUCAACAACUGCACCUGCUCCGUUAUCUGCAGACCAGAACAGGGCCCCAGAGGGUGUUAGCGCAGACCUGUUGUCAGCAGACAUCCAGGGGAUACUUGAUGACCUUCAGCUUGAGUGUCAAGCAGCUGAAAGGGAGGAGAGGGCCCGGCAAAGAUCCCGGGCUGGGAGCACUGGUAGAAGAGGGAGAGGUGGAUCAGGAUCAAGAACAAGAGCUCCGGUCUCUGCCUGGGGAACAACAGUACCAACAGGUUCAUCCUCGAGAGGAUGCCGCAGUGCGAGCCCCACUUCACACCGACCUCACACUUCAAACACGGCUGACAUGGGGCACAAAAAGCGACACUAUGACGCAGAUAGUGUCCGCCAGUAUAUUUUAAAGCAGCAGGAGGAGAGAAAGAGGCGUCAGGCAGAGGAGAAGAGGGCACUAAAGGAGGAAGCUGAAAGGAGAAACCAGAGACUGCAGGAGCUCUACAGGAAACAGAGAGAAGUGGCCAAAACAGUUGUCCAAGCUAGCGAGGCUCCUGUUGCCCCAGUACAAAAGAGACUACAGGAGACCUACAACAAACUAAUGGAAGAGAUGCAGCUGGGUGGGGAGACUACACAGACACGACCUGUUCCAACCAGUCAAACGAGACCAAUGUACCAGCCAUCAGGAGAGUCGGACAAAGAAAACAAAAGGCUAGAGGCACCGCAGAGUCCUUCAAGCAGUGACAGAUCUUUGAAUGAUCAGCCAGCUCCUCCUCUAACCAGGAAUGACCUGGAUGUCGGAGUUGCAUCUUUGCUUCAGCCUGACCGUUUGAGCCCUGCUGUUCGACCUAAGACUGUUCCCAACAGUAGUGCACUCGCCACUAUUGGUGACCCUCUCUUCUCUCAGCUCCUUGGGCUGGAGUCAUCAGUGACAGUUAGUGAUAUUCAGCGACCGGCCACAGCACCCACCAAUAGGUCACGGUCCAAGAUGUCGCGCAUCGAGGCCCUCAAAGCCACAGCCGCCUCCCUCUCAAACCGUAUUGAGAGUGAAGCAAGGAAGCUUGCUGGAGAGGGGAUCAGCUAUGGAGCAGCAACUUCAAUAGAAGGUGACACUGUUCUGGCUCCGAGGCCCUCUACAGCUCAUGCUGAUGAUAGAUGCUGGGCAGAAAUACCUGCUACAGAAAAUGAUGAUGUAACAUUGAGGUUCCAGAGGGUUCUGACUAGUGCUGGUCAUAGUUCAUAUGAUGGCACAGUCCUACCAGGAACAGGCAAUUUGAGCACCCUAGUGGGACAGAAGAAAUCAAAGGGCACACACACCAGUCCGACAAAACCACACAGAACUUCAGGUGACUUUACAGGACCCAUUCUCAACAACUAUACACAUGAAAGGAGUGAGCUUGUCAAUGGAUUUGAGGAGGACAGGAGGGAUAAAACUGUACAAAGGAGAGGAUAUGGAUUGACAGAAGAUAAACAUCGGACGGAUAUCCAUGACUCAAGUGCAGGUUCAAUCAGUGAGGGACCUCUCCUUAGUGAAGGAAGUUUCUCUGAGGAUGAGACCAGCCCACCUCGACCCUACAGCAAUCGAGAAUCCAGACUGGCAGAUCACCUGGCAGCUUUGUCCUACUCUGCAGGACAAAGAAGAGACUUUCAGCGGUUAUCAGAGUUUCAGAGAGAAGCAGCACAGUGCUCGGCCCUAAGCUCACCCUUUACACAGCAGGAGGGCAGAAAAGCUGCCUGGGAGGAGCUCAACAAAGGAAGUCCAACAAGUGUCAUCAAUAUCUACACAAAGAACUUUCAUGGACAAGCUAAAGUCAAUGCCAGGAACCCUGAGAGGACAUCUCCAUCUGCCCAUUCUGUGCACCUUGGGAAUGGCUCUGUAGACGCAGCAGUCUAUGAAGAUGACUUUGUGUCAUCUCAUAGCAGUGGACGCAGUGGCCAGUUGAAAAGCAGCUCCAAUUCUCACAGUGUGAACAUCCAUUUUGAAGAGCUGAUGAGGAGGAGUCCUUAUGAAAGAAGUACAGGAGGCAUUAACUCCAACCAUUCAUCCUUCCACUCAUCAGUUCAUUCACCACAUCCUUCCUCUGGUUCAACAUCUGGCUCCUCACCUUUCUCUAAGCACUCCAGCAGAAAAAGAGGUACAGCAUCAGACCAGAGUGAUGCCACCUUAGUGGGAGAACAGAGGAGCCCCUGCUCACCGCCCUCUGAUGCUUUAUCCUCUGACUCCAGGAAGAGGAGCUCGGACAAAGGCUCUGCUCACAGCCAAGUCAAGAGUGUCCACGCAAAUGAGAAAGAAACUUCUCAACAAAGUUUUGGAGCUGACAGUAAGAGAUCCUCAGCAGCAAGGCCAAAACAUGCAUCUCCUCACAGCUCUCCAGAUUCUGCCUCUUCUCUAGGAGCAAACUCUCCCAGUGUGGCUGUAAGAAGUGGCUCUCUGGGGGGAGAUAAUCCAAGCACAAGUGCCACAGCUCGCAGCAGUAGAACAGAGACAAGGACCACAGGUCAGCUGCAGUAUUCACCAGCUGUCUUACAGCAGCGCAUGGCAGCAGAGCUUCAGUACCUGGAGUCCAUCGAGGAGUCGGUCAGACAACUGGGGGAUGUGGAGAGACUGAUGGGAGUGUCGAUGGCUCAGCAGGAGAGUGUGUCAUUGGCUCAGAUGCUUAAGGCCAAGCAGCAAAGCCAUGAGCGUGAACUCUACGAGCUGAAAAUCAAGGCUGAGAGGGAAGCUCUUGAGGCACAACUACAGCUGGAAGAAAACAGGCAGAGGGCAGCCAGGGCUCAAAUCGAGCUGCAGGAAAGCUUGGCUGGUACCCAAAAAGAGACCUUGGAAGGCAUCCAGGAGGCAACUACAAAGAUGAUGAGUCAACAGGCUGAGGCAGCACGGUACACAGCUGAAACUGCCCGGCACAUCAAGGAGAUGACAGAAAUGGCCCGGUCACAGAUAACAGGGGCUUUGGUCAUCCCACCUGUUGUUAUAAGCACCCCGGCGUUGCGUCAGCAGAAAGAACAGCAGAUCUCACAGCAGCGACAAGACGAGUCAGACAGCUUCCAAAGUCAGGAGUCAAGCAGAAGAACAGGGCCAGAGGAUUCUCUAUCUCCACUGAACAGUCUUAGUCAAUCUGACUCUCCAUCCUUCAGAAGACCAAACAUCAGUGGAGCAGACUCCAGCAGCCACCAAAGUCCAUCAUAUGGCUCUUCAGACCAGAAGGAAAAGACAAAGAAUGAAGCAAUGGAGGGGAAACAGAGAAAGGGAGAAGCUGAAGAGAGACUGGCAGCCAGCAGCUCCAUAGAGGAGGAAGUUCUAACAGCAGCUAAUGAAUCCAUGUGCAGUGAUAGCAUCCACUCUGUGGCGGAUGAGAAAGGAGACAGUACUUCAGUAGCAACAGAGUACUCUCUGAAGUUUGAUGAGUCCAUGACAGAGGAUGAGAUAGAAGAACGCUCCUUCCGCUCUCUGCUGCCAUCAGAAGCACACAGACGAGGAACAAAGGAGAAGUCGUCCCGGCAUCAUGAGGAGUCAGAGGAUGAUGGAGCUUAUCAUAGCAAGCCAGUGAUUUCAGGAGCACACAGUAUCUUAAAGGAUUCAAACAUGGCCUUCUCCGGUGGUCAGGACAGCUUUUCCCAGUUCACCAUGGAUAUGGUACGUCAGUACAUGAAGGACGAGGAGGUCAGACUGCAGCACCAGAGCUCCCUGUUGCAUCUUCGUCAGAAAGCUCUCAAAGAGAAGACCAGGACUGAGCUGGCAUGGCUCGAACUACAGAAAAAAAGGCUGAGAGACAAGGGGGAGGAUGACAAAAUGCCCCCCAUUAGGAAGAAGCAGAGGGGCCUACUUCUGAAACUACAGCAAGAACAGGCUGAGAUCAAGCGACUCCAGGAGGCAAACAAAGCAGCCAGGAAGGAGAGGCAGCUGUUGCUGAAGCAGCAGGAGGAGAUUGAGCGGAUGAGAAGCUCCACACUCCGACUGAAAGAGCGUCUCAAGUGUGCUGGGGGUGAAGCACCACCUGAGACUCCAGUGUCAGAAACCCCUCUGUCUGAGGCAGCAUCUGCCAGCAUGGGACAAGCUGAGGAAGGUCGCAGCCCGUCUCCCUCACUCUCCAUGUCUGGAAGUGAAACCAACAGCAUCAUGCAGAAGCUCAAGAAGAUGCGCUCUCACAUGGAGGAAAAACACUGCUCUCCUGUCCACUACUUCUUCUCUGUGUUCACUGCCCACCACUGGGCCUCCCUCAGUGUCUGUCUCCCCAAACUCCGCCCUAAAUUCCAGCUCUUUAUCUACAACCAGUUGGUCAGGUUCCUGACAAAGAGGGAGCAGCAGCUGAUGCAGAGGCGUCACCAUGCUGAAGAGCUGCUGCAGUGGAAACAGCGGUUGGAUCGGGAGGAGGCUGAGGUCUGUAGGAUGGAAAAGGAGGCCUUGGCUGUAUGGGACAGAAACACACAUAAGAGCAAGAAGGAGGAGAUCUCUGAUGUCAGCCCCAGCCACAGACACCGUCAAAGCUCAGAGCUCAGAACUGACAGUGAAAAAGAGUAUGUGAGUGAGGGCGAUGGUUCCCCAGCAACACCUGAGUCGAGUAUACACACAGAGGGGUCCAGAUCCCAGCAACCAGGAAGCCCAUCUUCAUUUCAUCCUGUGUCGGCCCAUGAAACACCUUUAGCCUCCUUCCAAAGCAGCCCUGCAAAUUACACCCAGGACUUUACCACAGCUUCCCACUCUCCGAGCAGACAAUCGGUCCAGUCUCCACUCAAAGAGAGCCACAGCCCUGCUUCCUCUCCUUCAGAUGGCAGCAGCAAAACCAGGAUGCAGCCUCGCUCCCCCUCCCGGACCCCUAACCAGGCCCACACUCAGCCAGCUGACUCCCUCAUGGCCCCACAGACAGAACCAAUUUCUGACCAGAGCGACAUAGAGGGUCGUAUCAAGGCCCUGAAGGAAGAACUCAGGAAACGAAAGGCUAUGGCCUACCAGCUGAAGAAAGAGCAGAAGAAGAGGAACAAAGAGCGGCUGAAGGCACAGGAGGCUAGUCUGCUGAAGCAGCUGGAGAGCUAUGACAGCUUCAUUAAGAAAACAAAGGCAGAACUGAACAAGGAGCCGGAGUCAACACCUGAUUCAAAAUCUCAGCUCCGAGACGACGUCUCCUCCUCCAUUUCAGAGCAGUCUAGUAUUAAAGCUGCUACUAGGUCUGAAACCAGCAAAAUGUCUGAGCCUGAAAGGAGGCUAGAAUCAUUAGAAAAUAAUUUUGUUCGUCAAGCUGAUGAUAGUAGACCGACCUCAGUGCCUGAAGAGCUGUCUGAUGAAGACCCACCAACAGUCACUCCAACCCCGGUUCAUGGCAGCCCAGAGUGUCUGGUUUCACAAUCAAAGGACCACCUGUCCUCGGAGGAUUUUAUAAAAUCUUCCCUAAAAGAAGCUGAGACGGAGCUGAAUGAGUCUUGGAAAAAGAACAUUGACUUUCAUCAAAGAUCUGGCAAUCAGGAAGAGCUGGGGGUGCAAGUAAGCUCACAGUUUGAGGAUUCAGAACAUAAUCAAGAAAAAGGAAAGGAAGACAGCAUUGAACCUCACAGGAAACUGUCUAAAGCAACAUCCUCUUCCAUUACUGAAGAAAAGCUUUAUUCUCAAUCUGUAAGCAUAGAACAAGAUAAUCAAUUAAAGAUGAGGGAAACAUCUGAAGCAGAAGAGGCCAUAAAGCCAAGCAUUACUGCCUUCAGUGAGUCACAUUCAGCCUCGAUGGACGUCAAAACCUCAACACAUUUGAGCUCCAGCUCUUCAUCCAGCCACCACUCUUGUUCCCCCGAUUCUGUAGCAUUCACUUUGAAAAAGGAGGUACUUACUAAAGAUGUCCAGGCUGCUUCUCCCAUUUUGGAUGUCUAUCACAAUGACUUUGAGUCAUCAGUGAAUUCUUCAACCAGAAGGGAACUUCAGAGAUCUAAGCCAGUCUCUCAAAUCUCAGAAAUCAAGGCCUCAAGUAAAGACGACCAGUAUGAGGAAAUAGACGAGGAGGUAGAGGAGGAUCUGAGUCACCGUUCAGGGAUGAGUGUUGCUAGCAUCCAAUCAGGAAGACUGCUAGAUAAUGAUACUCACAAAGAAGACUACAAAGAGGACAGAGUUGAUUUCAGAUGCUUGCCUCCUGGUAAGGAUGAAAUGCCAAGUUUUGACAUUGGCGAUCGCGUUCUUGUUAGCGGCGUUCAACCAGGCACUCUAAGAUUCAAAGGUCCAACCAGUUUUGCAAAUGGCUUCUGGGCUGGAGUGGAGCUAGACAACUCUGAAGGGAGUAACAAUGGUACUUACGAGGGCGUUGUAUACUUUAAGUGUAAUGAAAACCACGGUAUCUUCGCUCCUCCAGACAAGAUCACACAUCUGCCAGACAAGUUUGAGAUUUAUACCGACACCACAGAGGAUGAAGACUCGUUCUUUGAUGAUCUGUCAGAUAAUGGAAGGGAUAAACGCAAAACAAGCAACGACAAAUCACAAAAUUUCAGGAACAGAAAAGAAGAAAAAUCGCAUAAGCUCUCUGGUUCUGGAGAGACAAAGGUUAUGGAGGACUCAACUCACAAGGUCAGGUCAGAGAAAGAAUCAGAGCAGCUUCUACCUAAUGGCAACACUCGGGACAUUAUAUUGGAUUUUGAAGAUGCACCAACCACCCUCCUCAUCACUGACAUGGACAAAAGAGGUCUUAUGAAGCAGAGUCAGAAUGAAAUAACUACCUCUGUUAAAAAAGAAGAUGUGGACUCCUCCUGCCAGCUCACUGCUGCUCAUCUUUCCACAGACAUCAGGAUUGAUAAGGACAAAGAAAAGGGGAGAGACUCUCUGGACACAUGUGCAGACAAGCUCCUCAACAGCUUUGUAAAGGACACUGUGAAGCAGUUUGCUGAAAUCAAAAGGGCUAAAGAGAAGAAGAUACAAGCUGCCAAUCAGAUGAAUGGAGACCUGUUUGGUGAACAUGCUGAAGAAGAGGAAGAGUGGUUCCCCUCAGUGGAACAAAAAGAUGGGCUGCCCUUCUUCCUACCUACAGAAAAAGAAGAGCUGUCUUCUCCAGAGCUGUGUAACAGACCGGAGAGUCCAGUACUGGGGGCCAGCGGUCAAGAGGAGCUUGCCAAGCGGUUGGCUGAGCUGGAACUGAGCCGCGAACUGCUCGAUGAGCUGGGUGACGAUCAGGACUGGUUUGAUGAGGACUUUGGCCUGAGCUCCCGAAGAGAACAGCAAAGACUCAAACAGAGACAGAGAGAGGAAGAGGAGGAGGGGAAGUUAGGGAGAUCAGGGUCAUCAGCUGGAGCACCCAUGGGGGGGCUUGUCUCUUCACCAGGUGGGGAACAGCAAGUGAAAACCCCACCCAGGCCUGAGCUGCCUCUCCCCCUGCCACCCAAACUCCCCGAGCAGCCCGCCAUGGUAGUUCCCCAUUCAGCCAUGGAGGUUGAGAAGAUGGUCCAUGCUGCCACAAAGGAGAUCUGGGAGAGUUGCGGUCUUGGGAAGGAGGGGGCUCUGACCCAUGGCCAGCUGCCAAACCCCCAGCCUUCACAAGAGUAUCUGGGUAAAGACGCCAGCAGCCAGGAACAGGAGGCCCUCUCAAUUCGCAGCUACAGAAAGGCUGUUUAUGACCUGACAUGGGAGAUGUUGCAGGACAUUUAUGCUGAAGACCCCAACACGGAUCAGCCUCAGUGGGUCAAACCCCAUCGUGUCAAGUCAUCCUUCUACCACAAAGUAAAGACAGCUGGAGAUAUAACCAAAGUCCAGGAAUUCAUUGCAGCAGAAGUCCUGAAGCUGUACGGUCUGACGAAAGAUCAGUGCCAGAAGACAGACUGGCAGAAGAUGCUCAAAUUUGGAAGAAAGAAACGAGACAGAGUUGAUCACAUACUGGUUCAGGAACUCCACGAGGAGGAGGCUCAGUGGGUCAACUAUGACGAGGACGAGCUGUUUGUCAAGAUGCAGCUGGCAGACAGCAUCUUUGAUGCUCUGCUCAAGGACACCGCUAAUGUGCUGACGCUAAUCUAUGACAAAAGGGCCAAAGUGGACACCCUUUCCUGACAGCUGUCCUAUUUAAGAUUUUGGAACUACAACCUCUAGCUCACCCCAUCUCCCCUCACCCAGUAAACUCCAGGUAACCUACCUGCUCCUCGUCUUCCACCAGCUGAUGUGCCAACAGCAACCCUCAGAUGCCUUUCAGUCCCAGCAUUACCUCUCAGCUAAACAACUCCUACUUAUUUCUGUAACCUUCAUUUGCUGAAUUAGCUUCAGUGAAUGUUGUGUUUGUAUAAUUUGUUCUACACGUGAAAAUUAACACAACCUAGUUUGAGUUCUCUCCUUCUGGACUGAUCCUUUGUAAACAACAGUUGGAGAAUGAGACGAUGUUUUGAUAGGAUUGACUGUGCCAUUUGUAAGCAUUUCAAGUCCAUUAAUGCUGCUAAGUUUAAUGUUCCAGUGAAGAGUUUAAUAUAUUAAAGCAGCCUGAAACAUAAGCAGGUUGUCAUAUUUUGUGUUAAAUCUUAAGGAAAAUAUGUAUGGAUACAAAAAUUGUAAAAGAGUAGCAGAUAAAAAAUAGACUUUUUGUCUAUGAGUGAUUUGACAGUGACAUGCUAUCACUUAGCUUUUAUAAACAACUAUGAGUUUUAACAUGCAUAUGUUAAAUGUAGCUGUAGAGAGUUGAACAUCAGUUACUUGAGCUGAAACAGUUGAAAUUUGUCACUUUGUCAUUGAACAAAUCUUGUCAGACUGUGCUGUGUAAAAACAUCACUGAGAUCAGAUAUUGUAUUAAACAUUUUGCCUCCAUAAAUAUAUUAUUUAUUGUGUGAAAAAAGUUUUAAUGAGGCAUGUGGAACAUUUUGAAUUGUAAAUGACAUUGUCAACAUGUAAAGAGCAGAUUUUGUAGUCUAAUGAAACUGUAAAAAGCACAAGGAGAAAUGUGAAUGUGAACUUGGCAAUAUAUUAUGUAGGAGGUUUCAAAUAGUUCUCUUCAGAUUGUGGGCUGAAAAAAAAUUUAAAAUAAUUUUCUUUGUGUCAACAUUUCAUAUUAGGGUUUUUUUCUUGGCUACAGCUGUCCAGUUGGUAACAACAAUCCAAUUGUUCCCACUUACAGCACUAUAUGAUAUCAUACAGUCAUGUAGAUAUGAGUGUGGUACAGUGAUGCAUGUCCAAACAUCUUUAAUAGCUACGGUGCUUUUUCUGGGCUGUAACUCAGAGGAGCAUCUCAGUUAACAUUGUUGCUUUUGUUCACAAUAUUAAUGUUCUGUUUAAACACAUGUUCAUAGACAUCUAUGGACAUCUUUACAAACAGAGUAUAUAAUAUGGUAUGUAAGUGGGACACUACUGGCAGUAUAGGCCUUACAUUUGUCUGUUUGCAAACUAAUCAAAUGACAGUAUAGAAUGCUGGAUUUGAGCCUUAUCCUACAGGCCAUUUACCUUGUUUGACUCAAGAAAAAGCCUCAUGUUGUUUUCUUUCUUUUCUUUUCCCCCGGUUGUCCUGGUUGAAGUUUCUACUCAAAACUAAUAUUUAAUUUGUAAAAGCCCAGUUCUUUUUUUCCACUGUCUGCUUUUAAACUUGACGAUUGGCUAGUUCAAACAAGCUGUCAGAAUGUAGCUGGUUGAUGUAGUCACACGAUCAAAGGUAGUUUUUCCUCUGCAUUCAGUUCAAGUGCCUCUUUUAGUUUUCUUGUAGAUUUAUAACCAACUUGUUGAUGUCUCAACAUCCUUUGGACCUAUUUCCUUUGAAUGUCUCUUUCAACUGCUGUACACCACCACUUUGUGAAUGAUCCUUAAGUGACCGCUCUUCCUCUGCCAAUACUUCAGUUUCUGCCUUAUCAAUCUUUUUACAUUGAAACAUAGCUGAGGGUGUUUUUAUAGCCCUUCUGUUUUGUUUUUUUUUCCUCUAUCCCAGCCUUUUGGGAAAUGUCUGUAACUUAAUCACUCUAAAUGUCAUCUGCCUGUUGAGUCAUUUGAUUGAUAAACUGUAUCAGAGAUAAGUUUGUGGACACUCCACCCACACAGGCUGCACAGUUGGAGAGACUGAGCUGACGAGGCUAAGCACGUACGACUGUGUAUCUAAGGGCUAAUUUGGUCCUCAUUGUCAGCGUUGCUUUUGAUCUAAGAGGCUGUGCACAAACCAGUUGUGGUGUGUGGCAGAGUUUUAUUUUCACAGUUUGGAGCUGAAGUGACCUUAAAUGGAGAACAUGGUCUUUCUUCUGCUGUCACUGUUAGUAUUUUUCCUUCAGUAUGUAAAUAAUGUAGAAAAAGACCAAAAACAUUUCACACCAACCUCCUCCAUGCUGUAUGACUUGUAUGUCUGGUUCCAAGGCAUAUGUAACUGUAAUUGUGACAUGAGUACAUUAGAAACACUUUUUGCAAGGCUUUAUAGCAGACCCUCCUGGAUUGUCCUCCUAAACUGAUUGUAUAUGGAACGAUGUUUAGUUCCCCUCUGUAACUAUGCAGUACUUGGUCUUAUGCAUUGUUUUAUAUGUAUUGACCAAACAGCUUAGACAAUUGCUGUAGUUUGUAGAUUUUACAGGUCUUCAAGAAGCUUGAAGCUGUUUGUGUAGGGUGGAGCUACUUUAAUUUGCUGCUCUAGGAAAGGAGAUGAAUAAAUAAAUAAAGGCGUCAAAAAUGAUUCAGUAAUCUAAAUUAACCCUGUUUAGCUACACUUGUCCUUUUUCAUCUUUUGAAAUGUUUUUGAAUAUUUAUAAUAAUGUGCUGUAAGAGUGCUCUGAAUGCACUUGAAGACUUGUACAAUUCUUUCAUGGGUGUAAAUAUAUUGUCUGUCCUAUCUGA
Cheilinus undulatus (humphead wrasse) is the source of this 12569-nucleotide messenger RNA. RefSeq names its product centrosomal protein 350 (gene cep350). Bases 360 to 9836 code for a protein of 3158 amino acids. The record is from RefSeq and is a predicted model, not a curated record. Gene Ontology annotation, cellular component: centrosome. Gene Ontology annotation, biological process: microtubule anchoring. Gene Ontology annotation, molecular function: microtubule binding. The transcript has 38 exons. Lineage: Eukaryota; Metazoa; Chordata; Actinopteri; Labriformes; Labridae.